Messenger RNA from Lates calcarifer (barramundi perch), 640 nucleotides. RefSeq names its product placenta associated 9. The record is from RefSeq and is a predicted model, not a curated record. The transcript is spliced from 3 exons. Bases 192 to 497 code for a protein of 101 amino acids. Lineage: Eukaryota; Metazoa; Chordata; Actinopteri; Centropomidae.
UGUUCUGCAUCUAAUGUUUUCAUUAGGAAACUGGGCGCAACCAAGUCAAGGAGGGAAGGAUUAGAGAGUGAGAGAGAGAGCGAACGCAGGGAAGAGGAGAAGAAAUCAUUCAGUUUUCACUCUGGUUCUGAAUUAGAGGAGAUUUCUCUUCGUUUUCUUCUCUUCUUCGUCACCAGGUUUCCCUCCUCACUAUGAUCUGCCCCCCCACCUCCUCGAUCGGACUCCUCCUCCUCCUGAUUGGCUACGCUGCGGCAGGUCCUGAGCCAGACCUGCGGCCUCGGGCGGUGCGUUCAAGUGCCUGUCAGGAGCACACGAACCUUCACAGCCGGCUGGAUGUGGUAGAGAAGAAAGUGGAGGACACCGUUGAGAAGCUGGAGGCCGAGCUCGCUGCUCUCCUGGAUGAAAUUGAAGCCCCAAAGUGGCGCCCCCUGUUGGACAAUACAGGAAAGACAGCUGUGGACAUCCUGGAGGACCCAGAGCAGAGGGGCCAGUCCUGAACCAACCAGAGAGACUCAGAGGGCUCCUGAACCUGGACUUUGAAGGAUUAAAUCUGUUUCUAGAAAGUGUGUGAAUGCAUAAAUGUAUCUGUGCAGCAAAAAGAAGUUUUUGUCUUAAAGGAGGAGGCAGUUCUUUGCACAAA